AAACGCGUGACCUCGAUCUGUGAGCUCUGUGUGUGAGUUAAACAUGUCGACCAGCGGAGAUUUUGAUUGCAUAGUGAUCGGGGCAGGCGUCCAGGGCUCCUUUACGGCCUAUCAGCUGGCAAAAAAGAACAAGAAGACUCUGCUGUUGGAGCAGUUUGUACUGCCCCACAGCCGAGGGAGUUCCCAUGGCCAGACCCGCAUCAUCCGCAAGGCCUACGAGCAGAACUUCUACACCCACAUGAUGGAGGAGUGCUAUGAACUGUGGGCUCAGCUGGAGAGGGAGGCAGGAGUGAAAUUGUACAGACAAACAGGGCUCCUGGUUAUGGGGCCAGAGAAGAGUGAAAAUUACCAAAAUAUUAAGGACACCCUUCAAACAAACAAGGUUCCCAUGGUUGUCCUGACCCAUGACAUCUUUAGUCAGCACAUUCCCAAUGUCAACUUGGCUAAGGGAGACGGAGCACUGGUGGAUACAACUGCUGGAGUUCUAUUUGCUGACCGCACACUCAAAACCGUACAGGGGCAAUUUCAGAAAUUAGGUGGAGUUAUAAGAGACAACGAGAAGGUAACGGACAUCAAGCCUGGCCCUGUUGUAAGAGUGUCAACCUCUGUGGGUGUUUAUCAUGCUAAGAGUUUGGUGAUCACCGCUGGACCCUGGGCUAAUAAACUGUUGGCCAACACUGGUUUACAGUUGCCACUAGAGGUAGUAAAGAUCAACGUGUGCUACUGGAAGGAGAAGGUUCCUGGGUCCUAUAGCAUGAAGCAGCGCUUUCCCUGCUUCGUACAAACUGAAUGCUUGGAGUCCAAAGUGCAUAUCUACGGACUUCCGUCUAAUGAGUACCCAGGGCUGAUGAAGGUGUGCUACCAUAUGGGCAGCAAGACAGACCCAGACCAGAGAGAUUUGCAGAAAGACAGGUCUGAUAUUGAGAUUCUCCAGCAUUACAUCGCCCGCUGCUUUCCUGGACUCAUCCCUGAACCUGCUAUAGUGGAGAGCUGCUUGUAUACGCUAACGCCUGACCAUCAUUUUGUGCUGGACUACCACCCUGCAUACAGCAACAUCGUGAUUGGAGCAGGAUUUUCAGGUCAUGGCUUCAAGUUUGGACCAAUCAUUGGCAAGCUUCUGUGUGAACUCAGCCUGGGAGAAGUGCCCUCCUAUGACCUUUCACCUUUCCACAUAAGACGCUUCCAGUCAAAGAGGAACUCAGCUUUAUAGAUCUGCAACACAGCGAGUGUUUUAUAAUAAUAACAGCUAAAUUAUAAUUUUAGUAAAUUCAUUUAAUCACUAUGUUUAAAUUCUAUGAUUGUAUUCUUUGUAAGUUUUGUUUUUUUGGCACUAGGUGUAAUCAAAUGCUUUCAAGCAUAAUGAAUAUGUGUGCUGUUAUCCAUGUAACUAGGUUAUAGACUUUCUCUCAUGAUCUGAUUUCUAACUAAUAUUUUGUGAUUUCCAUAAUUACUAUACAAACAUUAUAGAUGGGCUCUAUCAAUCCUCUGAUCUGAAGCUCCUGAGUUGAUUUGCACAAAGUAGUGCUUGUAGAAAGUUUACGAGAUGUGAUGAGGCUCAUGUUUAUGGUAGCAUUAGUGCGCAUGUGUAAUUUUGUCUGUAAACACGAUAGCAUGGAAAGUUUUGAAUGACUUCUGAUAAAACUUUCGCUCCUUUCCAUUCCAGUUCUUGUGUCUGACCAUUUUCAGAGGAUUUGUUUGUUUGUUUCUUACGCUACUAACAGACCUAAAUGUGAAUCAAGCAAAAAAGGCACCUGACUCAUGACAGGAAUCAGGGUUGUGUCUGCAUAUAACAGACAACUUGACAAAGAACCCAUUUGAAAUUGUGUAUUUAGGCACUUUGUUAUCAGCAGUCUGUCACAAAAACACUGUUCCCAUUUCUUUAGUUGAAUCUACAAGAAAAUGUCAGAACUGUUUGACAGGCAUAAACUAAAGAGUUGUUAGCUAAAAACACGGCGCAUCUUUGCAUGGUGUGCAAGAUAUCCCAAAAAGUUUGAGUUAACUUAACAAACUGAGGACAAAAAAUGCGGCAGGCCUAAAACACUAUGGCAGAUGAUUGGUGAAAGUCAUGUUCCUAAUGAAUGGGGGGGAAAUCCAGCAAAGACCUGACACAGGACCUGAGGGUGUUGUGAAAAAAUAAAAUUGAUUGUUGAA
Molecule: messenger RNA, 2151 nt
Organism: Haplochromis burtoni (Burton's mouthbrooder)
Lineage: Eukaryota; Metazoa; Chordata; Actinopteri; Cichliformes; Cichlidae
Gene: pipox
Product: pipecolic acid oxidase
Exons: 8
Coding region: 44-1210 (388 amino acids)
Cellular component (GO): peroxisome
Molecular function (GO): L-pipecolate oxidase activity; sarcosine oxidase activity; flavin adenine dinucleotide binding
Source: RefSeq, a predicted model, not a curated record